AUGGGACGAGGCGGUGGCGGUGGGGGUGAUGAUGGUGGUGGUGGUGGGGAGGAUGGAGGUGAGGUCGGAGAUACGACUGGGGAAGUGGACGGAGGAACCACUGGGGGGGUGGAAGGAGGUACGACUGGGGGAGUGGACGGAGGAACCACUGGGGGUGUGGACGGAGGUACCACUGGGGUAGCGGACGGAGGUACAACCGGGGGUAAGGAUGACGGCGGCAAGGAUGGGGCUACGGGAGUUGAAGGUGGAGAUUCGAUAGGCGGGCGUAGCAGGUGGAGGUGAGGACGGAGCGACGACCGGAGGGGAGGGGCUGUCAGUUGGUGGAGGAGGAGAUAGGGGUCCUUCGGAUUGGCAAGAAGCCAAGUUGACGAAUAGAAGGUUCACCUUGUUGUCAUCUUGGCAGCCAUGAUGACCUUGUUGUUGGGUGAUUCAGAGGCGGUGUUGUGCUGGGCUUUAUAGAGAGGGGAAGGGAAGUCCUGAAUGCGGUGUGCUGAAGUCCCCCUUUGUGAAGGUUAAACUUGGAAUUAAACACUUGGUUUGACACGAAUCCUACUGGGAAUGGUCGUUUGAAAGAGACUUGUUUCUGAUGACCUGUAGUCGCGACAUUUAUUCACCGUGCACUGUUAAUGGGAUUGUGACUUGCAACCGAAUCCCACUGCAACUAGCAUUGGUUUCAUCGCCAGCUUGUCUCGGGUCAGCAAUUCGUAACGAAGUUUUGAACUUAACGGGUGAAAGUUUGCCUUUAACAGAAGUUUGACAAUCCACAAAGAAAUCUCAGUCAUUUAGCUAGGCGUUGUUUGGCGUCGAACAGUCGUACAAUGCAAGGACUUUAACCUGAGAUCGCGGUGUGGCAGAAAGUAUAAUUUAAGAUGGAAUUUAAACGGUCAAUUUGGUGUGCGGGUCUGCAUCUGUUGUCCAGAUCGAACGUCCGUCUUCUUUCAUUCAUGAGGUAUUCAGAUUUGGAGGAUUUUCUACGUCUGGCGUCUGGUUGCCGGUUUGAAGGGCAGAAAGCCCCGCCUAUUAAUUCUUUGGCACUCUGAACCUUGUUGAUUUCUGGGCAGGUGGAGACGCUUAGCUAUAGACUUGUGAAGAGAACACGAUACGCACGAUUUUCUACUUCCGUCCGUCAUAUGUUCAGAGCUGCCAGUUGACAAAUUACGGCUACAUCGUAAUACGUACAAGGCUAAAUAGGGAUGGAGGUUUCGUCAACUUAACUGCCACAUGGCAUUUAGUUGUAAUUUCUGGUUGGAAGAAAACAGUAGAUGCGUUUCCAUUUUCUGGUUCGAAAUUCCACCGGGACAGAUACAACGAAAGCGAUGUUGUUACUUCCAUUGUGAUGCAGGGUGUUGGGCCUGUAUCUCCGCACCAGAUACACUAAAUAGAUCAACGAUAAACAAGAAGUAGAGUAAAAUACAGAUAUAUAAGGUCACACCACGGCAUGCGAGAGAGAAAAAAGUUGUAACACAGGAAAAGACCACAAGAGAAAAGAGUUGCCCCCACAGACGGAAGUUUCAAGUUCGUUACAGCGUUGGUCAACUCUGCACAUGCCGCGAUAUCUUAAGAGCUGCACUUUUGCAGUUCUUCAACCUUAACAGUGACUAAAAUUUAUAUAUUGUAUCUGAUGUCAAGGAUAUGCCGGAAUAAAUAAGGAAAAGACAGAUCCAGUCGACCCUCGGUGAUCUGUGAAAGCCAACGUUGACGGUGUACAUUAAUGUGAAUAAUUAAUUCCAUAAUUAUUCCAUAGGUUCAUCUCGAUUUCCGAAGUUUAUUACCAUGAAGAAAGUUACCAAAUGCCGAUAACUGAAAUAGUUGUAGUUUAACGAUUGUCCGUGUUGUCAAAGACAUUUUGUGCUUUUCCUUAAACUUCUGUCUAAAAAGGCGGCUUUGAAAUGGGUAUGUCAUGUACUAAUUGUAGAGAGGAAAAAAGCGAGUCGUGACGUUCCCAAUGAUGGGUUGGAAGUUAACAACUGUGGUUGUUAGAACUCAUGAAUUGCACUAAUCUACCAUUGAUUUUGAAUCUCAUCAGUGGUAUGGUACCUACCAACCCAAUUACAUAUAUUGAAUAUUUUGCUGCUUAUCCACUAGAAAGUGAUCCUAUGGUGAAUAUGGUGCAUUCAAUAUUUUUCAAAGAAUUCGGCUCAACAAGGGAUUUAAGUCUGUGAAAUGAAUUUUGAUACCUUUGUGUGCAUUAGAAUGUUCAUGCAAUGCCCUCCCAUUAUUGUGUUCGUUCUCAUAUUAUUUACACAUCUUAUGGGACUUCCUAUAACUUUCAUUAAAAUGUUUUCUGUUUGUGAUUGUUCUUUUGCUUUCAACAGUUUUCUCUAUUGAAAUUUGAAUCGGUUUCAUAGUGUGCUCUUUUAUACGUGGUUCAAUCCAAAUAACUCCGCAUUACAUCUGCCGAUUCUUUAUACGAGAACUCUUGGAAAAACACGUUUUGAUUGUACCUUAUUCCACGGGUAGUAUGCUUCUGUUCUGUAAAAACACAAUGGUUUGGUUUCCCCUGUAACUUUAAUUUUGGCAGAUGCCCAUCAUCGGGCCCCUUAGCUCAUCAUGGUGACAGUGUUUGGUGAGACUAAGAAUCGAGAUUAAACUAUAUCAAUGGCAAUCGACCUAGAAACGGAUAUUUAUCAGGUGUUCUACUGAAAGGCUUGAAAGAUGACAAUUUUGCAUUCUGCUGGGGGGAGUCGUAUUAAAAUCGACCAUCAUGAGUCUGUAGGGGGAGGAAUGGAAAAUGGAUGGUAGGCUGGUGGGUACGGGUGAGACCACUGUGGAAGAAUGAUUUCCACUUUCAGGAGUCUAGACAUGGUAAGAUUCCUGACUCCUCUUGAACGUUAAUAUUAAAUGAAUAAAUAAUUUGGUUUGCUUUUGCAGGUGUAUAGACGAUAUCUAUUUUUUUUUUAAUUUUAUUAAGGACAGUAAUGCCCCUUGGAAGUGUUUCAUUUGGUUCGUUCAAGACAUGUUGAUAAGUUUUCACGAGCCUCAAUUGACGCAGUUGAGUAUCCAAUAUAAUGUCCUUGGUUCGGUAGUCAGAAGAAUUCACCAUGGGUCCCGUUUGAAGGUCCGUUGGGCGGUCUCUUGUCUCCCUGAUGACGCUAAAACCAGCUUUUCUGCGUUUCGUACGAUGCAGGGCACGUUUCUGGACAUUCCGGAGCAGUAAUAUCCUUCCGGAAAUCGGAUUUAAGACUGAGCCAUGUAUGGUAGGAUUAGCGUUCGGGGUCAACAUCAACCGUCCACCUCUCACAUCCGAUCUUUGGUCGUCAACGAGGCAUAGAAGUGUUUAUGAUUUUAAUGUCCGGCAUAAGGUCGUCGUUUUUAUGGACACAAAAGCCACCAAUUAAUCUCUGAAAGUCCGACACCGACAGUAGAAGAUUUGCUUUGACUAUGAACCGAGACGAAGUGUGUAUUGACGUGUGCCGGACGUGUGCAGAUUUGUGGGGCAGCUGGAUGUUGUAAUGGUUUGGUUGUAUUUUUAUGUGUUCCAAGUUUCACGACGACAAAUUAUUCACAACUGCAGGGAGACUGAGCCUUUGUUAACUUGAAAACCGGCUCUCAUUCACAUCUCGUAUUUUGUCCUCAGCAACGCUAUCUAUUCGCAAGGAGAAAACUUGAGAUGUCGAGUGGAACGAAAGUUUUUAGCCUGGCUUAGUACGAUCGUUUUCUAGAUUAUUAAAAUGUAAUAAUCGGGGUAUCUCCAACAUGAUGAACUGGAUUUUAAUUUUGUUAUAGACACACUGAAAUUUGCACCGUACGUAAACAUCUAGGGGACUUUAAGGGGCUCGUACUGUUAGAAGAUGUGGAGAACUGAUCAAGGCCCAGAACAGCAGCAGGUGUGCGGACCCGGGCUCAAGAUGCAGAGAAUGCGCGGAUCCAAUAACAGGAUCUGAGAAAGGGGUAUAUAAAGGGCACGAAAGGGGGUUGACGGUAUCGAUUUUUGUAUUCGAUCAUUCAUCCGUCCGCCCGCGCCGCGCUUGUCUCACCCGACGGCAGAACGUGGAGAGGAGAGGAGAAAGGGGCUCGCGCGUCGAUCAACAGAGUGACCGACAGCGGAGCGGCAGACCUUCCUCCUUCCCUGUGUUGCGGCUAUAGCUGUGGCGGCGGCUGUUCGGCAGUGCUCGGCUGUCUGUGGCGGUGGUCUGCGGUGACUACGCCGGUAUUUGGUCUUGUUGCUCUCUGAUGAAAUAGUAUAUUGCUCAUGCGACCAUGGACAUAGGAGGUUUUAUCCUAACCACGUAAAUCUCUGUUUUCCCCUUUCCCAUGUUCCUUUUCUCUCUCGUCUUCUUCCCUCUUCUGCUCUCAGGUGCUUUCUUCUGCUGCGUAAGGAGAGGACGCGGCCGGCACGAAGCCGUCGUCCCCAACGCAUACUUCCCAGAUAAAAGUUUUGGUAAUGCUAGGAAUGCGUGUCAUGUCUGGAAGGUCUUGAGAUACUCCGUCAACUUGUCGAACCUUUGGCGGCUUAGGAACGCAUAUAUCGCGUACCGUCAGGCACAAGUUAGAGAAUAGUCGAGACAUUUACGACGAGGUCAGGAAGUUGGUAGGUACUGUUGUCGUAUCCCUACGCCGUUGGUUCCGUACGUUUAGCAUGCUGACGGUUGACCAGAUAUGCGCGCUGAAUAUUUUGCCGGUUAACCAACCAGAAUGCAUAUAUUCGCCGAUUUUGGUGUGUUUAAUAUUUCGACUCCGACGUCGAUACGACUACAACCACGGAUUCACCUCAGUUCUGAGACCUUUUGAACCUUUUGACGUCUUAGAAUACUUCUGUUAUUUCCUCCGUGUAUCGCACUCUUUCCCUCGUGAUUAUGGCGUGAGAAUUCAGAUCUUCUGAACCGGCGACUCGGACGUUUUCAGCUACGACUUUUUUAAAGGACAUCUGACUUAGCCUGCCUGGCGAAGACGUACUUUGGAAGAUCGAAUGAGAUUGUCGCUGUGUCACUGCAGUGCGUUCAAGACUUCGAAUACCAGUUUCGAGCCAUCUUCCCUGUGUAAAUCUAGAGGGAAAGUCAUUGCAGUUCUGAGACCCACGUGUCCAAGACUCUUAUUUCGCAUAGGGUGACAUGUCUUCCAAGUAUGCAAGGCUGAUUUUUUAAAGUCGCAGCGCGUGGAAGACAUUAUGGGAAACUAGCUCCUGCGAUGAUUAUCUAUGAGAUUUUGAGAAAUGACCCACCAUGUUCAUUUGAAAUCUAAUCUGAAUUUAAGGAGUAAAUUGGAUUAUUCUCUUCCGCAAAUGACAUUCUAGGACCUAACUCAUGUACUCAUGCUGUCAAAAAACUCAUGCCGCGAGAACGCAAAUUUGACUUGUUCAAGUUUCGACGUUUCUCUAGGAGUUUGGAAAAGUUCCCUUUGCAGUGGCUCCUUGAAGUCACUAGUAUUAAGUUCUAACUAGAAGGUGUCCGUUGAGUGUAUUGUGGGAGAUUUCACGGCUGUUAGUGGAAGACUAGUUCAGGGGACUGGUGGGAAGAUUAGUGACAGGGCAGUUCUGAUAAACCCAAGCACUAGGAUUAUCACAUGGUCAGUCCCGCGGUAGGGCGAAACUCCUUGUCCAAUGACAGUUCGCAAGGCAUUCCAAGUGGAUUUGGAAGGAAUCGGCAUCACCGAAUGGCACUUCUGGAUUAACAAUAGUUGCCAUAAUGAUGGGUUUGGCUACCUCGAAAAGGGAAAAUAGUCACUCUACAGUACAUGGGAAAAGCACUGUUUAUUCAGAUGUACAUACGAGAAGAACACUUCCCAAAACGACAGAGCCAAUUUACAAGGUAGCCCUUCAAGAAGCUAAAUGGAGGAUUCCACAAGUCGUGUUCCUGACAAGUCCGUAACAGCAAUAAGCUCAUUGUAGACUUUUUCAGCAGUACAUAUGGGAACUCAGGCGCUGACUGCGAUAUCCGGAUAUUACGGCUGUGAUUUAUACUUUCGAUGAUAAGUGGAGUCCUCUUGAUGACACUGGCAUUGCAAAAAGUGCAUUAAUUGCUUCCUUUCCGUUCUGUGUUUUCCCAAAAGUAUGUGUUGCAAUGUAUAGAAUGAACGGUUUUAGGUGUAUGCUAGAGAACGCAUAUAUACAAUGUCUCAUCUGGACAAAUGGGUUUAGCUGCAAGAGCAUGACAUCUCUAGAGGUUUCAAUCUGUUCAUUAAUUAUGGGUAUGCUGACGAAGCCUUUCCUUUCUUGCACAAUUUCUUUUCCAUCUUAUGUUUAAAAGUAUUAUUAUUUCUAUUAUUCAUAUGGUGAAAUAUUUAACUGCCCAUUCGAUAGGUACACUAGACUUCUUCACUAGCCAAACUGCUAGUCCGCAUUGUCUUUGCUAUUCCUGUGCUAUCUUAAGUAAUUGAUCAUUUGAUAUAUGAAAAUAGUUUGAUAAAGGCGUUCUGCCAGGAUUCGUAACCUCCAUGUUCAAUGUGCAGAACACGUUUUCAACAUAGGUUUUUUGCAUGGUCUCAAGAAACCAAUAACUUUGUAAUAAUUGAUUCUCAUCUUGAGAAUAUUCUUUGCUACCUCCGAGUCCAUAUUAAAUAUCUUUUCGCCUCCAAGUCCUCCAGCCCUCUCCAUUGAACAGUGAGUCAGCACUUAAAUCGAAAGGUGAGGCUGGUCCAAACAGGCUAAAUUCGACAGUCCCACUGUCCUAUGAAUAAUCAUAAAUGGCUCUAAGUCCCACCAGAUAAUUACAAAUAAAUCGGGGGUAAUGACAAAUUACUCAAACAGGAUACAUGAUGAAACAAAAGACUUAGAAUCUAGAAAUGAUCAAAAAGUGAAGCCGAAAUAAUGCGACCUAGCUGUUUUAAUCUUAUAUAGAAUGUUACGAAGAUAAUGCCACUUUGAGAUUAUGCCAACCUUUUCUAAAGUCUGUUGUCCCGAGAUAUGAAACUGUUGACACCGUUAAAUGUCUUUUAACCAUCUAUUAGAUAUGGCCUGUAUGGUCUGGGACCGAAUUUCUUCGAGCAAUGAAAGAGUCAGGGAAAAGAUUAAAACUGAACAAAUGAACUUGCGAUUCUCGUCAUCAUACAUGGAUGAGUCCGUUGAAGGCCUUUUCUUCCGCUCCUAAGAAAGGUUCUGGAGAUGUCUCCAGAACCUAUUUCUAUAGCUUUGUAGAUUAUACUCAAUAUUUUGCUACAUAUUUUGAGGAAUUAAAAAUACCUUUUACAGUUUUCUUAGUAUGAACAGAAAUAAAGAUAGUGGUAACUUUCUGCGUUGCGUUUGACUGAAUCUGUUAGAUGUCUUUAGUUGCAUCUUAUAUAUGGGAGCCGCAAAAUUACAUAAACUUGCCAUUCUUUCUAAUUGCUACCAUUUGCUAAAUUGAAAGUUGAAAAAAAUUAGAUUAUCUACUAUUUUAGUUUCAUGAUCCUUAUGAUAAUCUUAUGCGUAAUCUGUAACUUUACACUUUCUUUCGGAAAGCCAAACGUUAGAACCCCAGAUAAGAGAGGACAGAGUUCUUAGACUAUCAAUAAUUGUUAACGUAGACCCAGCAAUUGGCAAAGUUCUUAUGCGUGCGCUGGAUCGUACUUAAUGUUGAGUUGUUUCAGGUGAAGUAUCCUUUCACUUAAUAUAGACAAAGUUCUCAGGUGAAGAAUCCUUUCACUUAAUGUUGAGUUGUUUGAGCUGAACACCACGUAAAAUAGACCACACUAUGAGGCCAAUUCAAAUUUCAAAUGAAUAGAAUGUCGAAACCAAAACAAAUGUAAAAAAAGAAAACCCUUUUGAAUGAAAUUUAUGGCUACUCUCAUCAGAUGCCUAAAUCAUAUGAGAAAGAACACAAUAAUGGGAGGACAUCGUAUGAACAAGUUAAAACACAAAAGGAUAUCGAAAUUCUUAUCACAGAGCUAAAUCCCCAGUUGAGCCAAAUUCUCGGAAAAAUAUUGAAUGCAGCAUAGUUACCAUAGGAUCCAUUGCCAGUGGAUAAGCAGCAAAAGAGUCAACGUUGAAAAUUGGGUUGGUAGGUACCAUACCACUGGCAUUAUACAAAUAAAGUGUGUAGCCUGAACCGUGAGUUCUAGCCAACACUGUUAUGAACUUCCAACCCAUCAUUGUGAAUGUCACGACUGGCUUUUUACCUCUCUACUAGUAAUACACACAUACCUUUAAAGCCACCCCAUUAAGCAGAAGUUUAAGGCAAAGUACAAGAUGUCUUUGACAACACAGACAAACGUACAGUCACAACUAUUUAAAUAAAAAACGUUUGGAAACUUUCCUCAUCCUAAUAUAGUUCGGAAAUGGAGAUGAGCCUGUUCUAUAAUUAUGCAUUAAAUUCUUGAUAUUAAUCUAUGAAGUCAACAUUUGCCUUACAGAGAUCACCAAGGGUGGACUGGGUUGGCCUUUUCCUUAUUUAUUCGAUCAUAUCCUUGUAACUCGAUAGAGUGUAUAAACUCUGAUCACUAAUAAGGGUGAACACCUUGAAAAUGCAGCUAUUAAGGCAUCAUUGCAUGCCCUGAUGAAAGAGAUUAACCUACAGUGUAAUGAGCUUGCAGCUUACAUCUGUGGGGCACCCUCCUCUCGUGUGGUCUUUUCCUGUGUUGCAUUUUUUUUUUCUUUCUCACAUGCUGUGGUGUGAUCUUUUCUUCCGUAUUUUAUCCCGCUUCUCGUUUAUCGUUUAUGCAUUUAAUGUAUAAAUGUCCAAGUGGUAUCAACGUCCUGCAUCACAAUGGAAGUAACACCAGCAUUUUCGUUGUAUUUGUACUCGUCGAAUUUUCCAACCAGAAAAUGGAAGCACAUAUAUGGCCUUUUUCCAACCAGAAAUUGUGACUUACUGAGAUGUGGCAGCUAAGUUGGCUAACUCUCCAUCCCCAUCCUCUAUGUUGCCCUAUACUUAUUGCGAUAGCCUUAAUUUAUGAACUUACAGCUUUGAACGCAUGACGGCAGAACGAAAUCAUGCGUAUCAUGUUGGCCCCACAAGUCUAUAACUAAGCGUCUCCAUCAGCACAUAUCGUUCAAGUUCGGAGUGCCGAAGAAUUAAUAGGCGGGCUUUUCAGCCGUUUAAGCGGCAAACACACGCCAGACGUUGAAAAUCUGUCAAAUCUCAGUACCUCGUCAAUGAAAGAGGACGUUCUUGCUGGAAAAUAGAUGUAGGCCCGGCACAUCAAAUUGAGCAUUUAACGUUCGCCUUAAAUUAGUCUUCUUCGCCAACCGCAGUGUGUCAAGCGAAUGUCCGUACGAUGUAGGAGUGUUGGACACCAAACAUCGCCCCGCCGAAUGGCUCAAUUAUUCCAUCGUUGAUUCCCAAACUACUGGUUAAGGCCAACCUUAGCCCGUUAAUUUUCUGAACUUCAUGACAAAGUCUCUCUGAUGGUCUUAAUUGUUGACCCCGCAUAAGCUUACGAUGAAACCAAUGCUGAUUGUAGUGGGGGGGCCCUCUGUUCGGUUCGGUUGCAAGUCAUAAUCCUACUAACAGCGCACGCCGAAUAAAUAUGGCAACUACAGGCCAGUAGAUACAACGCUCUUCCAUACGACCAUCUCAUGUAACGAUCGUGCCAAACCAAGUGUUUAAUUGAAUUGCAAGUUCAACAUUCACGAAGGCGGAAUGUUGAAAUAAAGAUAGUGGUAACUUUCUGCGUUGCGUUUGACUGAAUCUGUUAGAUGUCUUUAGUUGCAUCUUAUAUAUGGGAGCCGCAAAAUUACAUAAACUUGCCAUUCUUUCUAAUUGCUACCAUUUGCUAAAUUGAAAGUUGAAAAAAAUUAGAUUAUCUACUAUUUUAGUUUCAUGAUCCUUAUGAUAAUCUUAUGCGUAAUCUGUAAUUUUACACUUUCUUUCGGAAAGCCAAACGUUAGAACCCCAGAUAAGAGAGGACAGAGUUCUUAGACUAUCAAUAAUUGUCAACGUUGACAUGGCUUUGUUAUGUCCAUAUUUUUCUUGUCCGUGCAGAUCCUCUUUUUCCCAUCCCUAGGCUCAAGUUCCCAAAUCUAUUAUACCUUCAAAUCCAAUCGCAAUUUGUUGAGGCAGCGAUGACGAUGCCUCACGAAUAAGCCUUCAGAUUUGUUCAUGCUGAGACCCAUGUUGACCCUAUUCAAGAUGCAUUCAUGUUCUGAUAGAAGCAGAGUACGUAAUAAUCACCAAGUAUGAAUGUACCAAAAGGACCAUGAAGAAAUAUACGGCUAAGACAUAAUACAGACAUAAAUUUAGAGAAGAUGAUAGAGCGCAGUUUAAGUGACUUGAAUAAAUCCUUCACCGUCCAUGGAUAGAGCUGAAGAGAACUUUUUACAGAAUACAAAAAGAGAACCUUACAAGACGGUUGGAUCUGUUUAUCUCGUCUUCCUGGUCUCUAUGAUGUGCUCUGGACAUACCUUCUAAUCCUAAAUGAGGCGCAUCCACUCUAAAUAUACGAAGAUCUAACUCCCAACUUCUCAAUAAGCCAAAUGCGAAAGAGAAUGCAAAAAGAAAAAAAUGGAAUGACACACGCCACUCCACUUUAAAUAGAGGAUGAGAGGGAGGAACGGAUAUGAGCACUUAUGUUUCUAUAAAUAAGGAAUGGCCUGACUAGUCUGACAAUUUAAAAAACUUAUCGAUAUUGGGCUUGUUAAGACAAUGAUUAAUAAGAUCCUCGAUUAAGCUGCUCGGCUCAUCACCACCUAUCAUACUCUGGACCAACGUAGAGUAGAUGAUUAUGGGAGCUUCAGCACUGAGAACCUUUAGAUAUAGGUUGGGAAAUAGGCAGAUUGAGGUAGGAGAAAAUAAUGCUAACAACAUUAAGCAUUGACCAAUGCCUCAGUGUUGCUCUGGCGUACAAAUAUGUUCUUGUCUGAAUCACAUGAUUACUAGCCAAGCCUCCUUGGGAAGGAAUAUAAUCAAAGCAACAUUUAGAUAGUGAAUAAUGCAAAAUGCUGGUCGGGUAGCUUGUUUUUUAAAGAAAACACUCAAGAAUUGUUUUUAAUCAUAUAUACAUCUCUGUUCACUUAAAUUUAGAGCGAAAUAUAUGAUGGAUAAGACUAUCCACAUCUGAUCUAUGAGUAGUACUACUUAUUAGAGAGUUAAGUGCAUAUUAUUAGGGAGUUUAUAUUAUGUGAGUUACGAGGCAACAAAGUGACAUUGUACGGGAUCCUGCAGGACUAUAAACCUAACUGAUGCCUCGAAUCAAACUUAGAAAAAAUACAAGAACGAUCAAACUGGGAAAGUAACAUGACCAAUUGGUAACUUGGUAAUGUAAACAUUAUUCCACGAUUUUUCCAUGCUGGUAUGUGAAUUCGGCAUCACUUCAGAGAGAGAUACAUAAAUAGAGGCUGAGCUCUACAAAAAGCACGAGGGGAAUGCAGGCGGCCAGCGCACCUGAGCCCUACAAGGGACUUGACGUCAAUGCUCCCAGGACACUACACACACAGAUGUGCUAAUUUUCCUUUUUUGGAGGGUCAUUCUUUCCUUAAGGCGAGAUAUUAAAAUUCUAGCUUUGAUUAGGGUAUACACAACUAGUAAAGCACACCGGUCAAAAAUUGAGAUGCGCAUGUGCAGAGUGGAAGUAGAGUCUGGAGGAAACCGAACUUGGAUAUCUCUAAAAUGAUAAAUCUUAUUAGAUGUGUACUAAAAAAUGACAGUUAUUAAAAUGAAUGAAGCCGUUAAUAAACUGAUAAAGCAUAACAUAAUUUGGCCUAAUGGUUGACAUAUAAAAAGCCAAUUUGAGCCUUUCUCUAUUGGCCUCUAUGUGGCGGUAUGAUACAUAGAAGGGCGGGGGGGGGGGCGGGGGGGGCGGGGGGAGAAUUACCUAUAGCUUUUUUAUUGCCUAUAUUGAAUCUUUAUACAAUUAUAUCCCAAGAAAAAUCCAAAAGAAAGAUCAUACCUCAAAGGAAUUUGUUUUGGAUUUCACAGCUCUAGUUUACUUGAGAUCCCUCAAAGUUUCUUCAAAUUAUAGGGCUCUAGUUUGUCCAAAACAGAGAAAUAGUACUUCCCACUUCUCUCUGCUUAGACUUCAGGCUCUAAACUAACCAGAUUUCUCCAAAUUGAAUAUAAAUCUGAGGGAGAAAAUUGACCAAUUCUUGAUGAUUCUUCGCAUGCUCGAUCUUCUCCUUGUUUGGAUUAGUUAAAUGGAAGCAUUGAUCAAGUUGAUGCUAGCUUGAGCUUUUGAUGACAAAUUUGAUCAAUUUGAUAUUGGUUGAUCUGAGGAGGACAUUCUAGUGCUCUUUAAUUAGGCCUUGAUUUUGAGAUGGAUACAAGAAAAUCAAUUUGAGGUAUGUUGUAGGUGAAGAAAAAAUAACACUCAGUUUCAUGAUGGGUCGACCUAGAGAUGGAAAGAUGACGAUUGAUUUGAGGCCGGGACAAUGAAGAUGAAAUAUCGUUCGCUUUGAUGGAUGCUUGAUCUUGAUCCGAAGACGAAGUCGAGCAUGGUCAUUUUAUCCAGACUCGAACUGAAUGGAGAUGUCUUGACGAUUCGAUACAUGCUCGACUAGUUUCAUUCUAGGAGUCUGAUCAGAAGCCGGAGGCCAAUAGUCUCUUGAUGCUGCAGAGUGCAGGAGAUAGGGCAUUGAGCUUUCUUCUAUGCUUGAAAGUCCGCACCAAUUUCUUGUGUUAACUUUUUCUUACUCCCGCUUUUCUUCAUUUCCCCCUUUUUUCACGAUCAGCGAUCGCUCAAUAAAAACCAUCAGGAUUAGCAUUUUAGACCGAGAUGCUGGUAUUUAUAUUUUCGCCUGUACGGGGCAGAGAAAGGACCGUAUAUGAAACGGACGGCCAAUGCUCUAUUUAUCUUUCGGAUCCAAGGCGGUACAGCAGACAAAUUCGUUUGCCCAUAUGGCCGACCAUCUGUGAACUUUAGAUUCAUGCAUUGUCACGGACCAGUGUUUCGAAUUUUGUUCAGAUCCAAUAAUGUUAGCAAAUUCAACUUAAAUUUCAUUUAAAUAACAGAUCGAACCCCAUUAGUUUGAUUUAAUACUCCUUAAAUUCAUGCCCAGUAAUUAAAAAAUUCUCUUCGUUUAACGAGAAAUAAAUAUACAUAAAUUACAAGAAUAUUCCACACGAUUAUCUUGUAAGUAGUAAACAAAUGUAAACACACAAAUGACCUCAUUCAAUUAUAUUCUAUUAGAAAUACUUAAGAUCUCAUGUAUACAUUUUUCAUUCUAAGGAAAAUACCUAAAAUAUCCUUCAUCACUUAUGGUUAUCAUCAAAACACGUAAAUCAUCACAUUUACCGUCCAAGAAGGAAUUCACUGUACUACCUAUACUAACGGUGAUGAAGUUAAGCAGCAUCUCGUCUGUUGUCGUGGAUUACAUUAUGCCGUUAAAGAUGAGUAAAUGACCUCAUUGCAAACAUUUUUCUAUAUGAUCAUAUAUCUGCAUGUCAAGUAAAAGUUGUUACCAUUCUGGACUAGUAUGCCCAGCAGUUUAACUCGGGAAAAUUAGAUCUUUUCAGUUAACAUUUGUGUUUCACAAGGGGAUCUCAGUCAUCAAAACACAAAAUAAUACAAUCAAAGUCAUUCAUAGGUCUCAGUGGAGAAGUGUAGACAUUCUUGUCCAAGAUAAAUAGAACACUAUGGUGUUGUAUUUAGUAUUAUGAUUACCUGGUUCAUUAGAUGUAGGAUGGUAUGUCUUGUCCAACAUGUGAAUUAUUACCGAAUCACACUGAGACCUUAUUUGCACAGCAGGAAAGGAAAGAUCUUCCGCGGUUUAAUUUUAUAAGGAUAUCUCUAAAGAAACAAUACUCUCAUCAUUGUCAGCACUGAUGAAAAAUUGUUUACUCUGGAAGUUCGGAAAUAUAAUAUCGUAGGAGUACAAACCACAGGGAUCACAGCAACGUCAAGGACGGGAGAUAAUUCCUAUGGGUACCAAUUACAAGAUAGACCACCUUCUCAGGAGUAAAGUUUUAAGCGCACGACAACCCAGCAGGCACCGGCCUCCCGCAGAAGUUCAGCAGCAACGCGACGUCCUCGGGAAUCCGCAGAUUAAGGCCGAGGAACCUGUUCCUGGCGGCGAGGCAGAGGCACACUGGGGCCUGUUGGUUGGAGAGUCUAGCGAUGAGGUUGCAGCAAGCUCCUCUGGGGGGACGCCUACCGCUUACCCGGAGAGCGGAGAGCACCGGAGCACAGAUUCUUAACCCGAUGGCAUCGAUAAGGCAUCUCAGACCUACGAUGGGACGAGGUGGCGGCGGCGGUGGGGGCGGUGGUGGUGGUGGCGGGGAGGAUGGAGGUGGGGACGGAGGAACAAUUGGGGGCGGGGAUGGAGGAAUGACUGGGGGAGUGGACGGGGGAACCACGGGGGGAGUAGAGGGAGGAACCACAGGGGGAGUAGACGGAGGAACCACUGGGGGAGUAGACGGAGGAACCACUGGGGGAGUAGACGGAGGUACGACUGGUGGACUGGACGGAGGAACCACCGGGGGAGCGGACGGAGGUACGACUGGUGGACUGGACGGAGGAACCACUGGGGGAGCGGACGGAGGAACCACUGGGGGGGCGGACGGAGGUGAUACCUGGGGGGGCUGAGGUUCUGUUAUUACGAUUUGGGAAAAAACCGUGGUGACGAAUAGAAGGUUCACAAGAGAGAAAACUGCUGUCGUGGCUGUCGUCUUUGCAGCCAUGACGAGCUUGAUGUUGGGUGAUUCAGAAGCAGUGUUGGACUAGGCUUUUAUAGAGAGGGGAAGGAAGCCUUGAUUGCGUGCUGCUGAAGGAAGCCUUUGCGAAGGUUGAACCUGGAAUAAAACACUUGGUUUGACCUGAAUCCCACUGGGGAUGGUCGUACGAAAGAGCAUUGUACCGGAUGGCCAGCCGUUGUAUUCACCGUGUACUGUUAAUGGGAUUGAGACUUGCAACCGAAUACCACUACAAUUAAUUAGUAUAGGUCUCAUCGGCAGCUUAUCUCGGAUCAGCAAUUAAGACUGCCUGCGGAAAUUAACAAUGAAGUGUUUAAAAUUAGCGGAUGAAAGUUGACCUGAUAUUCAUUUAGCUAAGCAUUAUUUAGUGCUCAACACUGGUACAAUGCACGGACUUUUAGCUGAGAUUGCGGUGUGGCAAAAAGUCUAAUUUCACACGGAAUUUAACUGGUCAAUUUUGUGUCCCAGGUCUACAUCUGUUGACCAGCUCGAACGUCCUAUUUCAUUAAUGAGGUGUUAAGAUUUGGAAGAUUUUCAACUUCUGGCGUGAGGUUGCGGCUUUAAAAGUCGGAAUAACUGGCCUAUUCAUUCCUCGGCACCCUGAACCGGGGCGAUUUCUCUGCUACUGCAGACGCUUUAAAGGGCUGUAAGUCGACAGAUUAUGGCGACAUCGCAAUAAGAAUAAGGCCGCAUAGAGGAUGGGGAUGGAGGUUUAGUCAACUUAGCUGCCAUAUGCUAAUUAGUAGCAAUUUCUGGUUGGAGGAAAAGCAAUACAUGCGCUGCCCAUUUCUGGUUCGAACACUUCGUUACACCCUAGGUCCGCCUCUUCCAACUCCGCAUACUACGACGACUUAACAGCUGCAUUUUCUUAACCUGUUUAACCUUAAUCGAGAUUGGAAUUUAUAUACUCUAUCCAUAA
Messenger RNA from Spirodela intermedia, 15396 nucleotides. NCBI's taxonomy places the organism in Eukaryota, Viridiplantae, Streptophyta, Magnoliopsida, Alismatales, Araceae. The record is from the annotation of a GenBank genome assembly.